CCUAAGCUGCCACCUUCUUCGCUAGCGUCAUGGCCACCCAGAUCUGCACCCCGACCUUCUCCACCGGGUCUGCCAGGGGCCUCUGUGGCACCACCAGCAGCUUCUCUCGGAUGUCUUCCAUCCAUUCCAUGGGCUCCUGCAGGGCCCCUAGUUUGGUUGGCACUGUGGGGCCCAUGUCCUCUUUCAGGACAGGCUUCUCCGGCCUUGGGGGCUGCUUGCCGGGCCCCUAUCUGUCCUCUGGGUGCCACUCCUCUGGCUUCGCCGGCAGCGGGGGCUGGUUCUGCGAGGGCAGCUUCAAUGGCAACGAGAAGGCGACCAUGCAGGUCUUGAACGACCGACUGGCCAACUAUCUGGAGAAGGUGCGGCAGCUGGAGCAGGACAAUGCGCAGCUGGAGUGCCGCAUCCGGGAAUGGUACGAGUGUCAGGUCCCAUACAUCUGCCCGGACUACCAGUCCUACUUUAAGACCGCCGAAGACUUGCAGCAGAAGAUCUUACUGACCAAGUCUGAGAACGCCAGGCUUGUGUUGCAAAUUGACAAUGCCAAGCUGGCUGCUGAUGACUUCCGGACCAAGUAUGAGACGGAGCUGUCCCUGCGGCAGCUGGUGGAGGCGGACAUCAAUGGCCUGCGCCGGAUCUUGGAUGAGCUGACCCUGUGUAGGGCUGACCUGGAAGCUCAGGUGGAGUCUCUGAAGGAGGAGCUGCUGUGUCUCAAGAAGAACCAUGAAGAGGAAGUCAACACACUCCGUUCCCAGCUUGGGGACCGACUGAACGUGGAGGUGGAUGCUGCCCCUCCAGUGGAUCUCAACAAGAUACUGGAUGACAUGAGAUGCCAGUAUGAGACCCUGGUGGAGAAUAACCGCCGAGAUGUGGAGGCUUGGUUCAACACUCAGACCGAGGAGCUGAACCAGCAGGUGCUGUCCAGCUCCGAGCAGCUGCAGUGUUGCCAGACAGAGAUCAUCGAGCUGAGACGCACAGUCAACGCCCUGGAGAUCGAGCUGCAGGCCCAGCAGAGCAUGCGGAAUUCUCUGGAAUCUACCCUGGCCGAGACAGAGGCCCGCUAUGGCUCCCAGCUGGCUCAGAUGCAGUGUCUGAUCACCAACGUGGAGUCCCAGCUGGCUGAGAUUCGCUGUGACCUGGAGCGGCAGAACCAUGAGUAUCAGGUGUUAUUGGAUGUCAAGGCCCGGCUGGAGUCAGAGAUUGCCACCUACCGCUGUUUGCUGGAGGGCGAGGACUGCAAGCUUCCUGCCCACCCUUGUUCCACGGAAUGCAAGCCUGUUGUAAGAGUUCCUUACACCCCUUCUACACCCUGCACCCCGGCUGGACCCUGCACCCCGGCUCCUCAGGUCAGCACCCAGAUCCGUACCAUCACCGAGGAGAUCAGAGAUGGAAGAGUUGUCUCCUCCAGGGAGCACGUGGUGCCCCGUGCACUGUGACCAGCCACAAGUGAGGCCUAGGCCACAGGAAGGAGGACGCCUUGUGGCUUUUGGCAGCUAAAUGAUUUUGCACCUCCCUAGGGCCCUCCUUGCUUAGCAGGUUUUUCUACUAAAAUUCAUCUAUUGUUUCUGGUCUUAACUGUGCUUUUUACGCCAUGCAAACCAGGUUCCCCUGGAAACAUACCCAAUAAAGUGUUCUCUUGGCAUAGCAAA
Messenger RNA from Peromyscus maniculatus bairdii (prairie deer mouse), 1646 nucleotides. Its product is annotated as keratin, type I cuticular Ha6. The record is from RefSeq and is a predicted model, not a curated record. Gene Ontology annotation, biological process: intermediate filament organization; epithelial cell differentiation. NCBI's taxonomy places the organism in Eukaryota, Metazoa, Chordata, Mammalia, Rodentia, Cricetidae. Gene Ontology annotation, molecular function: structural constituent of skin epidermis. Gene Ontology annotation, cellular component: intermediate filament cytoskeleton.